AUGACCAAUCUAGCACCUAUCCAACAAAAUAAUUUUGAAUUCCCAUUCUCUAAAAGGUGGUCUUCGCUUGGAAUGAAUUAUGACAACUGUCCAUAUUACAAUAUCACGCAGUACAGAAAUCUUAUUGAUCACUUGGGUCAAAAUGAUUUCAUUUGGCGGCCGUAUCUUGGUCUAGAAGCCUUUCAUGAAGUUGAACGACAAGACUCUGCGGCGUGGAGUGCAAAUGUGCCGAUUAUCAACUUCACCACCGUGGAAAUGCACAACAGUGAUCAUGUGAAACUUCAAUUUGGAAUGCUUCAAGAUAUUCCAUGUCCGCCAAAGUGCAUCCCCGACAAAUAUCACACCAGUAAAGUCUUCGACUAA
Molecule: messenger RNA, 363 nt
Organism: Lathyrus sativus (Indian pea)
Lineage: Eukaryota; Viridiplantae; Streptophyta; Magnoliopsida; Fabales; Fabaceae
Source: the annotation of a GenBank genome assembly